CGGUUACCUGUCGGCUGGGCGCGCGCGGCCGGGAGCUGGGGCCCCGGGGUUGCGGAGGGGGCUGUAAGGAGAGUUCGCGAACAAGUCUGGAGGCCGGCGCUGGACGGGGCGAGGCAGUAGGCGUGGACCGGAGACGGCGAGCGGGGCACCGAGUCGAGGCGUAGAGGUCACCCUCGGGAGGUUUCGGCGAAACCUGAUGGGCAAGAGCCGGCACCCGGGAUCGCGCCUUAGGAGGCAGCUCAGUUCAGCCUGACUUUUGUUUCGGGGAGUUGAGGCGAGCUGCACAGACGUAAUUGUAAUUACACAGCCCUUCCAGCGUGGAUAACUCGCUCCGACCGCCCGGGGAAAAGAGAGCUUAAUGGACUCUGGAAGUGAUGGUGGUUAUCCUAUGAUGAGGCAUUUGCUAUGGCUAAUGACCCCUUGGAAGGCUUCCAUGAAGUAAACCUCGCUUCACCUACUUCUCCAGACCUUCUUGGUGUGUAUGAACCAGGAACUCAAGAGCAGACUACCUCACCAAGUGUCAUCUACAGGCCACAUCCUUCAGCUUUAUGCUCCGCCCCUAUCCAGGCUAAUGCCUUAGAUGUUUCCGACCUUCCUACACAACCUGUGUAUUCAUCCCCCAGACGUUUAAAUUGUGCAGAAAUAUCUAGUGUCAGCAUCCAUGUUACAGACCCAGCACCUUGUUCUACCUCUGGAGUCACAGCUGGGUUAACUAAAUUAACUACAAGAAAGGACAACUGUAACGCAGAGAGGGAGUUUUUACAGGGUGCUACCAUAACAGAGGCCUGUGAUGGCAGUGAUGAUAUUUUUGGGUUGAGUACUGAUAGUCUGUCCCGCUUACGAAGCCCAUCUGUUUUGGAAGUUAGAGAAAAGGGCUAUGAAAGAUUAAAAGAAGAACUUGCAAAAGCUCAGAGGGAACUGAAGUUAAAAGAUGAAGAGUGUGAGAGGCUUUCUAAAGUACGAGAUCAACUUGGACAGGAAUUGGAGGAACUCACAGCUAGUCUGUUUGAGGAAGCUCAUAAGAUGGUGAGAGAAGCAAAUGUCAAGCAGGCAACAGCAGAAAAACAGCUAAAAGAAGCACAAGGAAAAAUUGAUGUACUUCAAGCUGAAGUAGCUGCAUUGAAGACACUUGUAUUGUCCAGUUCUCCAACAUCACCUACACAAGAGCCUCUGCCAGGUGGAAAGACACAUUUUAAAAAGGGGCAUACAAGAAAUAAAAGUACAAGCAGUGCUAUGAGUGGCAGUCAUCAGGACCUCAGUGUGAUACAGCCAAUUGUAAAAGACUGCAAAGAGGCUGACUUAUCCCUGUAUAAUGAAUUCAGAUCUUGGAAGGAUGAGCCCAUAAUGGACAGAACAUGUCCUUUCUUAGACAAAAUCUAUCAGGAAGAUAUUUUUCCAUGUUUAACCUUCUCAAAAAGUGAGUUGGCUUCGGCUGUUCUGGAGGCUGUGGAAAACAAUACUCUAAGCAUUGAACCAGUGGGACUACAACCUAUUCGAUUUGUGAAAGCGUCUGCAGUUGAAUGUGGAGGACCAAAAAAAUGUGCUCUCACAGGUCAGAGUAAGUCCUGUAAACACAGAAUUAAAUUAGGGGACUCAAGCAAUUAUUAUUAUAUUUCUCCUUUUUGCAGAUACAGGAUCACUUCUGUAUGUAACUUUUUCACGUAUAUUCGAUAUAUUCAACAGGGACUUGUGAAACAGCAGGAUGUUGAUCAAAUGUUUUGGGAAGUUAUGCAGUUGAGAAAAGAGAUGUCAUUGGCAAAGCUGGGAUAUUUCAAAGAGGAACUGUGAUGCUCUGCCUGGGACCAUGCAUGAACCUCCCUGAAGACCUGGAAAAUGACUGAAUAUUUUUAUGGUUACUUGAUAUUUAUUUCCUUUCAAGGAGUGGGUCCAAGACUUUUUCCCUCUUUUGCAAAUUACACUGAAAAGUACUAUGAUUUCUUUUAAACUGACCUAUGCUGUGUUUGCUUAUUUAGUUGAACACACUAUAAAGAAUUACAGGUGUACUAGUGAUUGUAAUUUAUAGUUGCAAAAAAAAAGCUAAAUAAAUAAAUAUUAGAUUGAGUGUAUUUUUGCUUUCUCUUCUAGCUCUGACAUGAUAUAUAGGGUCAGCUGAAUAUAUUGAAUUGUAGUUUUCAAACUUCAUAGCAGCCUGCAAAAGACAAGAGAAGGGUAAGUGAACAGGAUCAGCUUCCUUCCCCCCCCACUACAAUGACUCUAUUUUUGUCUGUUUUAUAUGUUAGGAUUGAAAAACAUUUUAUUUAAAGAAAGAUUUCUUCUGAAAAGAAAGUUACUUUUAUUCAUUCUGUUCUCUGUAACUUAAAGAAUCCCUUUAUUAUGGUGAUUAAUAGAGGACAAUCACAUUUUAUUCUAGAGAUGCAUUCUUGAACAUCUUGAUGUAGUGUAUUUAUACUUUACAUACAUUGAGCACUGUAGUAAUCAUUGAAAGGGUAUAAAGAUAAAUUAGGAGUUUGAUGUGUGCUCAGGGGAGUUGGAAAGGGUGUGGGUUGAAAGAGUGAUACUUGCAAAGGAUACACUGAUCCCAGAGCCACUCGAUCUGUCAGUUUCAAAUUGUAAAACAAAUGGUGUGGAAAAGCAAAAAGAAGAAAUGAGAAACCACUUUAGUCCCUCCAUCUAGAGAAAGCUACUCAAUAUUUUUGAAGAAUAGACUUUCAGAUAUUUUCUACCUAUGUGUGUACAUUUCUGAAACAAAAAGUAGACUUUUUUUUUUACUUAAAAAUUCUACAAAUCUGGAUCAAUGUAAGGUUUUGAUGAUGGGAUGUUAACUAAUUGUGUUUGGACAUUAGUUUGUUUUAAAUUUCUUUUUCUUGUCAUAAUGCUGUGAUGAGGAUCCUUUUGUAUACUUCUUGGAACAUUGUUGGCUUAUUUCCUUCAUGUAGAUGCCUAGAAGUAAAAUUGUUGGGUCAAGCAAGGUA
This is a messenger RNA of Globicephala melas (long-finned pilot whale), 2933 nucleotides long. RefSeq names its product RAB3A interacting protein (gene RAB3IP). Gene Ontology annotation, biological process: exocytosis. NCBI's taxonomy places the organism in Eukaryota, Metazoa, Chordata, Mammalia, Artiodactyla, Delphinidae. Gene Ontology annotation, cellular component: Golgi to plasma membrane transport vesicle. Gene Ontology annotation, molecular function: guanyl-nucleotide exchange factor activity. The record is from RefSeq and is a predicted model, not a curated record.